Messenger RNA from Ceutorhynchus assimilis (cabbage seed weevil), 363 nucleotides. Lineage: Eukaryota; Metazoa; Arthropoda; Insecta; Coleoptera; Curculionidae. The record is from the annotation of a GenBank genome assembly.
AUGGGAGACUCGCAAGAUAAUGAAACCGAAUGGAAUUUGGUAAACAAAAGGAAAAGAAACACUAACAGUCCACAAAAUGAAAAUCCACAGAAAAAACCCAACAAUGAAGCAGCCCCAUCAUCAACAUCAAGAAUAACCAACAAACUCAAAAAUGCAUCGGAAAAAAUGCGGACAAUUUUCCAACAGAAAUACAAUUCACUAUUUUACUUCGACACUACACAAAAAAUGAACCGCGCGGAGAUUGCUGAAUUGUGGGAAAAUGCAAUACCUAAUAACCGAGAUAUAAUCCUAGAAACCAAAAAAGGAUUCUUACUAAAGAGCAACACAACCAAAACUAUUCUUCAAGAAACUUUGAAGAAGUGA